UGUGCGUGACUGCCGGCGCGCGGCCAGAGCGAGAUCCGAGUCCGGCGGCACCUUCCAGACCCGCCAGGUUUGCAGGGGAGAAGCUGCCCAGAGCCCUCUAAGCUCCCUCCGACUCGGAUGUUGCUCUUCAGACCGACAGGGCUCCCCACCUGAAACAAGAUGCACGGAGAGACAUCGUGCGCCGUUUAACGUGUGUGCGCGCAUAAGUAUAUUUAGAUGCCCAUAAAGCAAUCGCAUCCAUGAAGCACCUCGUCAUGUUUUAUAACAAAAAAGAACACCAGUGGAAAAAGGAAAUUAAAGGCGAGAAGAAAGAAUCCAGGAAGGAUGUGAAAAAUGUCUCAAUCCGGUCGAUAAGAAAAGCCUCUUGAGAUGUCUUCUUUUGUUGCCUCGCUCAGAGAAAAUCCUUGAUUUGGAAAGUGUACUUAUAUAUGCAAGUGGGUCUUGUCUCUUGAGGUCAUCAUGAAUGGAAAAGGGUCAGAUCUCAAAUCAAUUUAAAACCAUUAAAGUAGCAAGGUACUAAUGAAAAACUAUUGCUAUUGCAUCAAGGAGAAGAUUAAAAUGGAUGGUCGCAGACAUUUUGCCGAGCCUUUGCCGUAAGAUAUGGGAGAAACAAAAAAGAACCUACUCUUAAAAUUCCUUUGUUGAAAAAGUAAACAAAGAGAACAGACUUAAGUCUUUCCGAAGAGAUUUCCUUUUUUAAAAUAAGACUGCUUCUGUCCAUUCUGAGAUCAUGAAAAGGCUUUGCAAAGGGAUAGUGUGUCAGGUGUUAUAACGGCGUGUCUACACUACAGAUAUAAAUGGGUUUAACAAUGAAUUCCUCUUCCCAGAGACCCCUGGAAACAGUGGUUCUGUCAACAGAUGCUCCCUAACAGAGAAACCUCAGUACUUUUGGCAAACUGCAGUUCCCAGGAUUCGGUGAGGAAAGCCAAGGCAAUGAAGCUGGUAUAAAAUGGAUAUAUUGGUGAUGUAGAACUGUCCUAAGUGUGCCUUUUUUCUAAGAGGUUAUCACCUGGAGAAACAAAGUUUAAUUUUCAGAAACAAAAAAUGCAAGUCCAAAGUAUGGAGGAGUCCGCUAAAGAAAUUCAGAGGGAGCGUAUGCAGCCGUUAGAAGAUCCAAAGAGAGAAAAAACCGUCCCUGCAAAUGAGGGCCCAACCGAAAAGGCCUCUGUCUUUUGCUUUAAGAAAAGGAAGAAGCCCUGUAUAGAGGGAAUAGACAAAAACGGGGACCGUGAAUCUGAAUCACUAAACCAGCAUUCCCGCACUGUGUUAAGCAGUGAGGCAGAGGAGUCAAAGCCAUCUUGGACAACUGGAGGUGCCUGGUUGGCCUUCAAACGUCUUGUAACUCUGAGGAGGCGUUCCAAAUCUGCGUUGAAGAAAGACCCACAGCUAGACUCCCGGGUGCAAGUGGAGACCCGUGUCGAAGAGUCUAGCUUUCCACAUUUGCCUAAGGAAAAGGCUAGUUCUGGGCUUAAAAUUCCCUGCCUCAGGUUCUCCAGACGCAAGAAGAGGUCUGGUCAUUCUGAAAUAACAGAGGAACUAGACCAGGGCGAGAAAACAAAUGAAACAACAAGCCUUUUGAAUAACAAAGCCCACAAUGAGCCCGAGCGCUUAACGGUGGACAACUCAGUGAGCAAUGUGCAGUCCUGUAGCAGAGCUCCUGAAGAGACUGAGGGUGGUGUGGAAAUUACCCAUGGAGACAUGAUUAUCUCCACAGGAGAGAACACACUGGCGGUGGAGAUGAGGCCAUGCGCUGAUCGAUACACAGACUGCCUCAUUCAGUCAGAAAUAAUCCAUUCUGAAACUGUGCUGGAAACUGAAGAGGAGAAGCAAAUCUUCCAGCUACAUCACGGAAGCCUGUAUGGAAGUCCUGAAGAGGCGGAGAAGAAGGUAAUGGACUUCACAGUUGAGAUAGGGCCUCUUGUUGUGUGUCAAGACCUGCCAGGAGAUGAAUCUGAAGUCUUCGAAGUACAAGAUACGAGUCCCAGGCACACCCAAGAGGUUGAGUUGGAAACAUCUGAAAGGAACAUUAAAAUUGGGGAAGAGACUAAUGAUGCCGGGGAAAGACAUUCUGUGGAGGUCCUCCUUCACUGUAGCCCGUCAACGUUGGCAGAUGAGGCUUUGAGCUUGCCAAACUGUUUUGCCGAGAAAGCAAAAUCUGAAGAAAAUAAAUUACCUCAUGGAGCGGGCAUUGUUAUUACUAUCACUGAAGCUGAAGAAUCCCAGGAUGAAGAGGAGCUCAGCCUGGCCUGUGAAUAUUUCCCGUUUCCCAAUACGAGCAAACAGAAAGGGAACAAAAAAUCAAGCAAAGGUGUCGAUUCUCGGGCGGGGAGCAGUGGUCGCAAGAAAGAAGGCGAAUCUGAUUCCCAGGUUCCCUCGCCCUUAGGCACCAACGAUCAAGAGUGCUGGACUGCGGAGCAACACGAGUCACUGCUGAUCGAAACGGCCGCUUCGCUUGUCAAGGCGGCCAUUCAGUCAUCCGUGGAACAACUUGUGAAUGAAAUGGCCUUGGAGCAGAAUAAGCAAAACAGUUUCCUCUGAUCGCAGAAGUUCUCUGGGUCUUCUGGACCGUUCCUGUCACGAGGUGACAUUAGGCAACUGCCUCACGUGUUGGAUUCUGAGUUCCAAUAAUGGGAGCAAAUUAUCUACUGAUUAGAUUGUUGCUGGUGGGGAGGGGAAUUUCUGCCUCAGGUGCUAAAAUUAAUCGGUCUGACCCUGCCAGUAUUUAUGCUGUAGGAAGAUUUAGGGAACUUGGCAUGAAAGAGCAGAAACGGCCGUAAUCUUUGGAUGUUUGCCGUAUCUGUCAGUAGCUUAAUUUUGCAUGUUAGUGAAAUGGAUGCAUUUUGUCUGUCCAAAAAUGGAAUUUAAGAAUGGGGGCUCAUUGCUGCAUGGUACCACAUGCUGAUGGUUUGUUCUGUACGGUAGAUUUAGGAAAGCCAGUUGCUUCCCCCCAUUCCCCUGACCAUCCAUUUAUUUUGCUUGCUGGAACCAUCCAAACCAUAGGCUGGUCUGCAUCAUCAAGUGGCUAGGCAGUCCUAAAUCGGAAUUGAAUUUUCGGGUCCUCCAAAGAUCAAACCGGGACUGAAAUGGACAGUAUCUGCUAUCCCUGUAGAAAGUGGCAUGAAAGCCCUGGAAGGGCUGAGAAGGCCUUGGAAGCGUUAGUUCAGCCAAGCAGCAGUUUGAUUUGGAGAAGUGCAGCCUUCCACAGUGUUAUUCUUUCAGGGUGUGCCGAAAUGAGUAAGAGUUUCUCCAACUGAGAAGAAAGACCUUGAUCCAGGAAACGGGGUCUGUGUGCAUAACCCUAAUCCUUCCACGUGCCUCUCCGUGCACAUUCUACAUGCUCCACCCAGGCCCUUUUGAAUCGGCUCUUGAUGCAGAUGGGAAUAUAUUCCUCCCCACCAAAACAUUUGGUAUCACCCGUUGCUUAUGCAUGUUCUACAGCACAGCCAGUGUACUUCAGAGGAAGUCCCUGGACCUUGCUUGGAGUAUAAAGCACUUAAUGUUGUCCCAAACCACCAGGGCAAGAGAAACAGAUGCUCGGAAUGGAGUGUUCCUUCACCCAGCAGCAUGUCCUGCAUUCCAGUUACAUAAACCAGCAGAGAUACUUAGAAAUGGAAGUGGUAAUCUGCAUAAGUUUGUAGGAGAGGAUUCUGGGUACUGUGUGGGGAUCUGCCUGGCGUACAGGCCCUAUAAGGAUAUGUUCGUGCCGUAAGGCCAAGGCUGUUUCUGGCCCCACCCUGGAGUCGGUAAUGUUAAUUAGGGUGGGCCAGAGGGGUCCCUGUUGCUGGCACAAUGAUCACAUCAUGUUCUGAGAGUUAAUAAAGUAACAUGGAAUGUAUGCAACUGUUUCCUUUUUGUUUUCUAAUACCUAGAUUUGUUUUCAGAAUCGUAGAUGAAAAGCCAUCUGUUGCCUUGCACAGAGGCUUAGUGAGGGCAGCAAGCCAGGCAGGCUGGUGACUUCAUAGCUUCUAAUUGGCUCUGAUGUUAUAGUUUUCCAUGUGUCAUGAAGUUUGUUUUGUUUAAA
Eublepharis macularius is the source of this 4021-nucleotide messenger RNA. It is a transcript of the gene AKAP5, whose product is annotated as A-kinase anchoring protein 5. Lineage: Eukaryota; Metazoa; Chordata; Lepidosauria; Squamata; Eublepharidae. The transcript is spliced from 2 exons. Bases 1045 to 2538 code for a protein of 497 amino acids. Gene Ontology annotation, molecular function: beta-2 adrenergic receptor binding; protein kinase A regulatory subunit binding; calmodulin binding. Gene Ontology annotation, cellular component: excitatory synapse; dendrite membrane; dendritic spine. Gene Ontology annotation, biological process: positive regulation of adenylate cyclase activity. The record is from RefSeq and is a predicted model, not a curated record.